Cladophialophora yegresii CBS 114405 is the source of this 2886-nucleotide messenger RNA. RefSeq lists its product as uncharacterized. Gene Ontology annotation, cellular component: membrane. The transcript has a single exon. Gene Ontology annotation, biological process: intracellular calcium ion homeostasis; calcium ion transmembrane transport. Gene Ontology annotation, molecular function: calcium channel activity; calcium ion binding. The coding region runs from base 1 to 2886 and encodes 961 amino acids. NCBI's taxonomy places the organism in Eukaryota, Fungi, Ascomycota, Eurotiomycetes, Chaetothyriales, Herpotrichiellaceae. The record is from RefSeq and is a predicted model, not a curated record.
AUGUCACAACGCGGUCACUACAAGAAAUUUUCCCCGGACGGCUUCGAACCUCUUAACCCCAAAACGUCCCCCGAGAUGGCAAACCCUAACGAUGUUACGAUUGAUAUCCCGCUGACCAAGGUCAACACGGCUGGCAGCACUACCGGUGCCCGAAAGCCCGACGCGACUUCUCCGUCAACGACCCAAUACGACGUGGGCUGGAACCCCGAUCAGAUGGAUGAGAAGCAAGGUCACUUUCACAGAGGACCCGGGGGCAGGAGGAGAAGAUUGGCAGAUCAGGCCCGGAGCAACAACGACAAGGAUGACGGCUCGUUGAAUGCCGUGGGCCGAUUCUACAGGAAGGUCUACAACUUUUCGAUUCUUACUCGCUACUUUAUCUAUGUCGCUCCACUUGCUUUGGCGAUUGCCGUCCCCAUCAUAAUCGGUGCCACGGUCGCUCCUAGAGCUCGGAUUGGAGGCGUCAAAAUUGUCUGGUUCUUCACAUGGCUCGAGGUCGUAUGGGUUUCGCUCUGGGUCUCCAAGAUGGUGGCGCAUUACCUGCCGUUUCUCUUCCAAUUCAUCUGCGGAGUGGUCAGCGCAGGCACACGAAAAUAUGCCUUGAUGCUCAGCGCGCUUGAGAUCCCGCUUUCACUGGUUGGCUGGGCAGUCACAUCAUUAGCAACUUUCGUCCCAAUCAUGACUCUCAAUCCCGACCAGAGAUCACGUGGAGAGACCAAGUUGAAGGACUGGGAGAGCAUUGUGAAGAAUAUUCUCUUCGCCUGCGUCUUCUCAACUCUGAUCUUGCUCGGAGAGAAGGUGCUAGUUCAGCUUCUCUCAAUCAGCUACCACCGUAAGCAAUUUGACGACAGGAUCAAAGAUUCCAAACGGAAUGUAUACCUGGUCGGCUUGCUCUAUGAAGCUUCUCGGAAGCUCUUCCCCGAAUACUCUCGAGAGUUUCUUGAAGAAGAUUACUUGAUCAACGAUGUCCUCGAUCUCGGUGAGCGCAGCAACCGAAACAGCAUGUUACCCGGCCACAAGCGAUCUGGCUCCGCCACGCCUAUGAGACUCAUUCAGAACGUUGCUCGAGUUGGCGAUAAGGUCACAGCAGCGUUUGGCAACGUUGCCCAAGAAAUUACCGGCAAGAAGGUUUUCAGCCCCACCGCUUCUCAUUCGAUCGUCGUACAAGCUUUAGAAAAGAAGCACUCUGCUGAAGCCCUUGCUCGACGCCUCUGGAUGUCCUUCGUCCUUGAAGGCAAGGAUGCCUUGACCAUCGAAGAUGUUAUCGAUGUCCUUGGCCAUGAAAGGGAACAAGAGGCUCACGAAGCCUUCGAGGUCCUGGACGUGGAUGGCAAUGGAGACAUUUCGCUGGAAGAGAUGAUUCUUCGGGUAACCGAAUUCGGCCGAGAACGCCAAUCCAUCGCAAGCAGCAUGCACGAUGUCGACCAAGCAAUCAACGUCCUCGACAACCUUCUCUGCACCGUUGUCUUCGUCGCCACCAUCUUCAUCUUCGUUGCCUGGUUGAAUCGCAAUUUCACCACGACUCUCGCGACGGCCGGCACUGCAAUUCUGUCCAUGUCAUUUGUCUUUGCUACCACAGCCCAGGAGGUUCUUGGCUCCUGCAUCUUUCUCUUCGUCAAGCACCCAUUCGACGUUGGCGACAGGGUGGAUAUCACCGACAUACCAUACGUUGUAGAGCGCAUGUCCCUCCUCUACACUGUAUUCCGACGAGUCAAAGACGGCAAGCGCACACAGGUUCCUAACAUUGUACUCAACUCGCUCUGGAUUGACAAUGUGUCACGCAGCAAAGCAAUGCGCGAGAGGAUCCUGCUCUACGUCGACUUUGGUACCACAUUCGAAGACCUGGAUUUGCUCAAGAAAGAAAUGACAACUUUCGUCCGUGAUAAAGACAACGCACGUGACUUCCAGCCAGACAUUGAUAUCGAAGUCACCGGUUUGGCUGAGAUGAACAAGAUGGAGGUGCAGAUUGAAAUCCGACACAAAUCAAACUGGGCAAACGAGGCUAUUCGGGCAGCACGAAGAAGCAAGUUUAUGUGCGCUCUUGUUCUGGCCACACGGAAAGUUCCUAUCUAUGGGCCUGGAGGUGGUGGUCCUCCUGCUGGACACAAGGCAAAUCCGACAUACUCAGUUGCCAUCCCCGAUGAACUUGCGCGGAAGAACAAGGAGAUCUUCGAUGAAGAAGCUGACAAGAAGAGACUGGUGCCGCUUAUGGAGCAGAACAAGACUCGGGUGGAACUUCCCAAAGUUCAAUCAACUGACAACACGAGCACAACAACGGGUGCAGAGGCCAGAGAAGCUUCGGCAGUCGACCACCUUGUUAAGCGCAAGGUGGCCGUCGAUCCCGAGGACAUGCUUGAUCAUGAGCGUGAGCUUCAGGUGAACAAGCAACGUUCCAAUGAUGUCGACAGUGUACGCGACAUCCUCCGGAGGGAGUCGACAGUGGGUCGGCGACGUGCCGCACGAAACAGCGGGCUUCAGAUCCCGGGUGCGGAUGCUAUGGGCGGCUCACGCACAAUCCCCACCAUUGCGGAACCUUCGCCACCACAACCAAUUAAUGCAACUGUAUCUGCCCCCCAAAGAGUCAGCUACUUCGAAGAUACCCCUCAAGCGAUGCCUGUGGCGUCAACAGCACCACAGGGCUGGACCACAGUCACACCUUUAAACUACAGCCAUCCAACAGCCAGUUCUGCGCCUGAGCAGAAUAACCAGUCCACCUCGCCUCAAAUGUCACAAGCGCAGCCCAUUUCAAGCCCAGGACGGUAUGUGCCAGGCAAUGCAUUCUCGCAAAGAGCUUACGCUGCGCCACAAAUACCUCGACAGCCUGUUCCCGGUAUGCCGGAGAUGAAGAAUCACCUGCAAGGACAGAGUCCAUCUCCGCCUCCCAAAUGA